This is a messenger RNA of Polistes dominula (European paper wasp), 5506 nucleotides long. RefSeq names its product Guanine nucleotide exchange factor in mesoderm (gene GEFmeso). The record is from RefSeq and is a predicted model, not a curated record. Lineage: Eukaryota; Metazoa; Arthropoda; Insecta; Hymenoptera; Vespidae. Gene Ontology annotation, molecular function: small GTPase binding; guanyl-nucleotide exchange factor activity.
CGUCCAUCCGGAGUGGCACGCUCGUACCAUUCCCAUCCUCGACUUCACAUUCAGUAUCUACCUGUUGCUCGAACAGUAAAGUCUAUACGUUCUCAGUGUUUACCUGUUUAUACACACAACAGUUAAGAAUUACGCGUGUGUGUGUGUGCGCGUCGUGGGUUUCUCUUAAGAAAAUCUUUCUCUUAUUUCUUUUUAUUUUUUUUUUUUUUUUUACAUAAAUGCACGUAUUAUAUUCUCGUACGUUUGUUUUCUAAUUUGUAUCUCGUAUCUAUUGAAAAAAAAGAAAAAAAAAAAAGAAAAAAAAAUGAUAAAUAAACGUGUUAGAUUAAAAAUGAAAAAAAGAAAAGAUAAAUCUUAAGAAAAAAUUAAUCUAAUUCGACAUUGCGUUGACAAAUAUCAUCUACAAAUUGUACAAACCUUGUGAUUUUGAAAAGACAUAUGUACUUUCAAUAUGUAUUCCUAUUUCCGUUGGUGCUUUUUAAUCGUUCGUGAUCGUGAUCAAUGUGUCGCACGUGAAAAUUAAAUUAAAUGUUCAAUUAUUCGGAAAGAAGAGAUCAAAAUUGUCCGCGUCUUUUUGGAUCGAUCAGAAGAAUCGGCCAAAAGAUUAGAAGCACGAGUACGGACCUGGUGCCACAAUUAUUGGGCAUGUUCGACGAGCUUGCACGUCGUGGCAACGGUUACGAUCACGAUCACGUAGUCCUCUCAGCAUCGUGUAAUAUACCAGCGGCUUUGCAGAAACGAUUGAGCUUGGUACCACACUCCCAACGAGGUUCCAUAUUCGGUCAGCUUUGUGGCGAGGCAACUAAGAAAGGUAGUAGCGGUGGUAGUGGUACUGGUAGUAGUGGUAGCAGUAAUAGUAAUAGUCAUCGAGAAAAGAGUGACGAGAUGUGUGAGAGAACGGAAGAAACGGAUACAACAAGUACGGUAGUAGACGUUGUGGUCACUCAGCAUCGAGUAGACAACAACAACGAAGAUGACGACGAAGAGGAGGAUGAGGAGGUCAAGGUGGACAAAGAAAAAGAUGGAAGUAGAUUGUCGAUCAACGUUCUCGAGCAAGACGAUAAGAAGAAUUCAUAUGUACAAGAAACAAACGCCAAUGCCAAUGGACUUAAUCAACUUAGGUACAAAAGAAGAUGCAGAAGUGGAAGACCAUUAUCUGGUAGUUCAAUAGCCUCUAGUACAUCAUCCAGUGGUUGUAGCAAUCAGGGAAACACAUGUGCAACUAAUCCAUACUUGGCUUCAGUCGAAUCUUUAGCUGACACUUGUGCCAGUUCUCAAGGCUCAGGUGAUAGCGGAGUUGUUACGGUAUCCGAAGCUAGCUGUCGUAUUGGUAAUGGUACCAAUGGUCAAAGAAGAGACAGCACAGAAGGAAAUACGCCCUGUCAUCGUCCACGUUAUUGCGAUCCUCAUCGUAAUCCUGUGGAAAGAGUACUUCUUGAAAUCAUUGAUACCGAAGCAAUAUAUGUCGAACACUUGCGACAAGUCAUACAGGGCUAUCUCAUCUUUUGGCGAGACAAUCCCACGUCUUUUGUACAUCAAUUACAACUGAGUGAUUUAUUCAGCAACAUCGAAGAUAUUUUCGAAUUCAACAGAGAAUUUCUCAAAGAAAUCGAAAAAUGUUCUUUUGAUCCGGUUCGUCUCGCGAACACUUUCAUCAAGCACAAUUCAGGAUUUAAAGUCUAUACCGAAUAUUGUACAAAUUAUCCCAGAACUGUCUCUGUGUUAACCGACUUGAUGGGACAAGAGGAGACAGCCAAAGCUUUUAGAGAAAGACAGGCAGCUUUAGAUCACGCUUUACCUCUGGGAUCAUUUUUGUUGAAGCCUGUUCAAAGGAUUCUCAAGUAUCACCUGCUGCUAGAGAAUUUAUCGAAAGAGUAUGGAGCAGGUUGUGACGCUCGAGAAAACGAAGCUGAAGGAAGAAAUGCGAUCGAGGGUGCACUAGCAGCGAUGACUGGAAUAGCAAAACACAUUAAUGCGAUGAAGAGAAGACACGAACACGCUGUAAGAGUUCAAGAAAUUCAAUCACUUCUUUAUGGAUGGCCAGGACCCGAUUUAACUACCAGUGGUGAACUUAUCGCCGAAGGUCGCUUCAGAAUGAGAGGAGCCAAAGCACCGAGACAUGCAUUUCUCUUUGACAGGAUGUUACUUCUGACGAAGAAGAAGGAGGAUGGUUUAUUGGUCUACAAAGCUCAUAUCAUGUGUUCCAACUUGAUGUUGAUCGAGAGCAUCCCAGGAGAACCAUUAAGUUUCCAUGUGAUACCCUUUGACAAUCCAAGGUUGCAAUACACAUUGCAGGCACGCAACCUGGAACAAAAAAGGGAGUGGACAUUGCAAAUAAAAAGGGUAAUCCUUGAGAAUUACAAUGCUGUUAUACCUUCUCACGCCAGGCAGCUGUUUCUACAACUUGGUCAGACUCAACACGAAGACGAUUCUCCGACCGACAAAAGCUCGGCGAAAAAAUUGUACUCGGCUCCACCGGAAUAUUUAGAAAAACGUAAGCAAGAAAGAGAAAGAAGAAGAUCAGAAACUGGUAUCAGACAUAAGUUCAAAAAGGGUACAAGAAAACCUGAGUCACCUGCUAUCACUACUGAGGAUUCGCCAGCAUCUUUACGGAAAAAUCCUAGUCACGAGACUGAAGUUAACGACUCGAGAGAUCAAAAUCUUAACAGGUGUUCCGAUGGACGCACUCUCAAAGUUAAGGAUCGUUUUACUGGAUGGCGAAGAAAAUCAGAGCCAGGAUUUCAAUCUUACGUUUGCCUGAAUCAAUCGGACGAAGAUCAAAAAGAGGACAUGGUUGAUAUAGGAACAACUCAGGUAGAAUCUGAUCGUACGAUCAAUGCUUCUAGCAACGAGGAAAGCAAACCAACGAAUUCUCAACAAGUUGAAACCAAAGAGAACAAUGAACAACAGACUGCAACGACGCCAGUGGCCCAAACAGUUGAAGAAAUAGUUGGUCAUAUUCUAAUGCAGAAUCAAGAGUUCCAAAAGUUGUUAGAAAAGCAGAGAACUAGUAGCAGCAUAAACGUUAGACAACAGCAAAGAUUUAUCAAAAGAAUUUCAGCUGACUCUUCGGACGAAAGCGAUUGUGAGAAUGCAAAUUACGUUGGCGGAACAUCGAACAAUCGCGUACGUUCAUCUCAUCGCGAAAGCCAAAGAUUGGUAAGAACAAACAACGCAUGGAAUACGUUUUCUUCGUCCAGUGCACGUGACACGCCUCAACCAGCUCUCAGGUUACUCUAUGAUAACCUCAAAUCUUCGGAUAGUAAAACUGGUGUACAUGAAACGAGUAGUACAAAGAACAACGUAAAUAGAGUACACGAGAAGAGGGCUCUUUUCGAAGCUUUUAAAAGACAAAGUAUCGUGACUGAAAGUAAAAUCAUAAAGACUGCUCUGAGAAUUCGAGAGAACUCAACAUCUACAAACGACGAUCCGAAUGAAACUCCUCCUGUAUUAAGUAACGAUCAGAAUUAUUCGGAAAAGGCUAACGAAGUUCAAGUAUGUUCAGAAGAAAAAGAUAAAACUGAUGAUAAUCAACAGGAGAACGUCAAAGAAACUGACGAAUCCAAAGGUUUCGGUAACUACGAUAAUCUUCAACAUGUUUGGGAAGGUCUUCAAGAGGAACAAGAUGUUAAUGGAAGUGACAGUCCAACCAGGCCGGCUAUUUGGUUGACCAAACUCUGUGAAGGUUUACCAACUUCUCCGCAAAAGUGUGGAUCGUUGCCUCGUAGUUUUCAGAUCAAUCCAAAUUCUCCUCAACCUAGCGUAACCAAAUCUCGAUUUCUUCAAAGGGAUGGAAAACCAAUGACCGAAAGACCUUUCACGAUAGCCUCGGACAAACCUGCUGAGAUCAAUCUCGAAGACAUGGAAAGAUAUGCUUCGAGUUGUCAACCCGAAGGUAGAAUUGCUAAAUUUCCAACAUCUGUUUCAACAUCAACCUCAACAUUUUUCUGUUCGCUCGAUGAUACCUUGAACGACGCUUAUUCUGAAAUUCAUAUGGUUUCACCUACCACCGCUAACAUUCAUCCUGAUCACAAAAUUUAUAGAGCCAAUGGUACUACCAUGUUCAAAAAUGUAUUGUCUAAAGCUGGGAGUCGUUUGCAAGGUCUCAGAAAUACUCUCAGUACUGAAACCCUCGAAUGCAGCGAAGAGAUUGAAAGAACAAAAUACUUCCGUUCAUUGAGUAACGUAAAAUCAAAGAGAAAAGGCAAAUCUAAACAUUCUAGAGAAAGUUCUUCGGACGUUGAGGAACUGGUUGGUUGUGUAUCUGCUGGUGGACCUUCAGAUUAUAGAAUACCAUCGUUGUAUUACAAACAAGGAAGUUCUAGUUUGGGUGCUCGUAUAGCUCAAUCCGAUUAUGCAGACCCUACUGUACUUUUUGCUGAAAACAAACGUAAUGGUCAACAAGCAUCCAACGUUCCCGAAGAAACAACGAAAAAAGAUGACAAUUCGAAAGAAUAUAGAAGGGAUAAAAAAGAAGAAGAAGAAGAGGAAGAAGACGGGGAGGAAUCUUCCAAAAGAGAAACUAAUCGUCGGGAAAGCGAAACUGAUAGUUUCUACGAAAGAUCCUUCGAAAUCAUUGAAAAUUAUGUUGACGUUGAUGUUGACGAAGUUUUUCGGGACAGUGCAAUAUUCAGUGAUGUUGAUGAUGUCCUCCUAAUGCGUUCAGACUUUAGAGAAGCUAGUACAUCAUCAUCUGGUAAUAAACCAAAAGUGGCACCUCCAGUUCCUGCAAAAAAAAGAUCAGAAUAUUCAUUGGUGUCGUCAACGGUGUCAAGUAUUGUUCAAGAUAGUACGAUUGGUAGACCAAACGUAGCACAAAAACCUGAUUACCUAAAAAUCAAGUCAAUGUUCUUGAGAACACAAAAUAAUAAUAGUCCAGAAAGUAAAACUUCAUCCGCUAGGUCGUCCUUCAUAAAAAGGGAUGUUGAACGAAAGUGCAUAAUGAAUGACGAAGCUCAAAAUGAAGGAUCUGAUGAUAUUCCCAGCAAUGAUAACGAUGAUGUAUCUGCUGGACAAAGUCAGGCCGGUUGGGUUAAAAAAAUAGUUUGUCAAUUGCAAGGACACGUUGAGACAUAAUUUAAAUAAUAGCAUAAGAAUAAUCCUUUUUUGUUUGAUUAUGAAUGAAAAAGACUUUAAGUAUAAUUUAAAAAAAAAAAGAAAUCCCUUUUUUUUCUUCUAUCCCCUGUCUUUCAAAAUUCCAAGAGAAAUUCCAAGUAAUCGACGAUCUAGUGUUGUUGUUUUUUUUUUCUUUUUUUUAUUUCAAUGAAAUUUUAUCUCAAUUAAUUCCUGUUCUUUUAUUAUAGCUAGAAAAAUCGUUCGAUUCGUUUGAAAUUUCAAGAAUUGAUCUCUAUUAACGUACGAAUGACGAAGCAUUUCGUGCUUAAUUAUAUAAUUAUUGUUUAAUUUUAUUUUAUAUGUAUUAUUGAGAACGAAAACAAGUACUGCCUUAUUUUUUACUUACUUCGUGUAAAAAGUACAAUCAUUAAUUUAACAAGAGAUAUUAAAA